Molecule: messenger RNA, 1089 nt
Organism: Cladophialophora psammophila CBS 110553
Lineage: Eukaryota; Fungi; Ascomycota; Eurotiomycetes; Chaetothyriales; Herpotrichiellaceae
Exons: 2
Coding region: 1-1089 (362 amino acids)
Source: RefSeq, a predicted model, not a curated record
AUGGCCGCUGAUGUUGCUACCGCUUUGGCCGCCAUACCAACGGCGGAGGGAGCCACAGCCCUCGACAACAUUGAGCUGCCUGAUUUCGACCCAGCGAUCCACCUAGCAUUCCAACCGCCUGCUCAACGUCACACGUUCGGCGAAGUAGGACUGCCGAAACCGCAUAAUGCCCCGGACCUAUGUUACACAGACCCAUUUCCUCUAUUCUCGGAAGAAGGAGUGCGUAUCCUGCGGCGCGAGAUGCUCGAUAAGCGAAUGCUAGACAAAUAUCUCAGGUCCUGGGACCGUGCUCCUGCGUACAUCGCUGGCCAUGAAAAGACGGCGAAAUUCAUGUUGCAGGCAUGGCAACAUCCCGCCACCCAAGCUGCCAUCAACAGAGCAGCCGGAUUCCCGUUGCGGCGGCUCUAUAAAACGGGAGACAUUGGGAUGGUCAACAUUCAGCUGGGUCCAGAUGGAUUGGCCGGGGUCUAUAAGCUUACGGAAAUUCCUUUGCCGCCACAAUCGCCUUCGGAACUGAAGAAGUCUGAGUACGACAACGUUCCAAUCGACUCGUGGCACAAAGACCAGGUUCCCGUCGUGUGCGUGGUCAUGCUAAGUGACACAAGUGCGAUGCAAGGAGGUGAGACGGCUAUCAGAACCGGUGAUGGCUCCAUCGUCAAGGUCAAAAGUCCAACCAUAGGAGGAGCGGUCAUCAUGCAAGGCGGAUGCACCGAGCAUGCCGCCUUGCGAGCGACCAACGUGCCGGAGCGCAUUAGCAUGGUCACCAGUUAUACGUUCGCAGAUCCCAAUCUGGAUGACCGGUACUCUUCGCUUCGCAGUGUCGACCCUGCAAAUGACGACAUUCCCCUGAUGUGCAAUCUGUUUUUACAGGAGAAGCUCAUUCGCCUUCGAGGUCGAAUUGAUCUAGUUUUGGCGGGCUUGGCAGAGAAAGAGAGCAGUGGGGGGAUGAUCGAGCGGGAAGAGGUUGAACGAUGGGUUAAAGAGCAGACGGACUUUCUGCGGCGCAGUGCAUGGGAGAUGUUCGAGAGAAUUCCAAGUUUCUUACACAAGGAUGCGCCGGAAGAAAUUAUUCGACGAUACCUCAUCUAG